Polychytrium aggregatum is the source of this 1381-nucleotide messenger RNA. RefSeq lists its product as uncharacterized. The transcript has a single exon. NCBI's taxonomy places the organism in Eukaryota, Fungi, Chytridiomycota, Chytridiomycetes, Polychytriales. The record is from RefSeq and is a predicted model, not a curated record. The coding region runs from base 252 to 1046 and encodes 264 amino acids.
GCCGUGACGACAACCACGGACUCGGGACGCACUCGCAACCCUACAACCCAGAGCGACAAUGGCGGAAACACCCAGACCACAAGAUCGAGAGGCACCGACACCUCGGCACCCAGCGGGUCCUCCACGGCUUCGGCGACAGCAUCAGCAACCCCUGACCCUGCAGCCUCAUCCGGUGUGAACGGUACAUACAUUGCAAUCGGCGUCGUCGUCGCCGUGGUCUUCAUCAUGGCCGGCAUCUGGGGUUUCCGUCGAUGCUACCUCCGCCCCUCGGCUGCCUUCAGGGCUCGCAAACGAGGCGACAGCGCCGCGGUUCCCUUCGACGGCCCUCUCCCUGUUAUCGCCAACGACGCCUAUCCAAACGAGGUCAGCAGCCGCCAGAGCCCUCUGCCUGGCUUUGGCAGCUUCCGCGGAAGCGCCUACGGCUCGCAGCACUCCCAAGGCAGCAACGGAUCCAACCCGCAUGUGGUGCGUGGCUUCACUCCCCAGCCCCAAGCGGGCUAUCCUCAAGGCGGCUACUCUCAGGGCAGCUACCCCCGAGAUGGCUAUCCUCAGGGCGGCUAUCCUCAGGGCGGCUAUCCCCAAGGCGGCUAUGCCCAGGGCACCUAUCCUCCGGGGUACAACAACCAGGGCCACAGCCGAGGCUACUAACCCAGACAGCUAGCCCAACGCUACCUACAUACGGCUUGGAUGGUGGGCAUCAUCCGGGUCUGAUGCCAUGCCCACCUUCCUUGUCCGGCUCGGUCGGGCCAUGGGCUCGCCUCUACUAUUUCGUCUCCUCCUCUCCUCAUGACUAUUUCGUUUCAAGCAUUCUUCUGAUAGUAUUUUACUGCCAGCCAUCACAUUUCUCUACCUUCCCGGCUCUUCCUCGUGUCCACCACCACCGCCACCACGGUCAGCUUGUGAACUCUCCUUUGCCGCAUUCACCAAUUCAACGGGCUCGACUUUUGUCAAUGUCACUAUCUCCCUUGCACCGCUGUUCGCUUUCAUCGCCUCGCUUCAGCAGCCGCCCCAACAACGAUCGGCGUCAACAAUGCUCCGCUAUAUAGCACAGCCCAGGCCAUCAAUGACGACCUUCAAACCAUCUCAAAAAGUAGCGCCAUACCAAAAAUUCUAUAUUUCGUCAGGAUGCCACUUCUCCUGCGUCCUUUCCGUUCCGCUCCCCGCCUCUUAACCCCCCCCCUCACCUUCAACUCCUUAUCUUCACUCUUUCUACAAGAUAUCAACUGCAUUUGAUCCACAUUGACCGUAUUUAUGUUUGUGUCGUUCAUUAUUCUUAUCCUUUCUUUCUCCUCUUCUUCUGGGACAUCUCAGCUUCAAACCCACAACCCCGCCUGUGGCUACACUCCCUCCUACACUUCAAUAGAGGCUUCUUUCAGAAUCA